Messenger RNA from Striga hermonthica, 936 nucleotides. The record is from the annotation of a GenBank genome assembly. NCBI's taxonomy places the organism in Eukaryota, Viridiplantae, Streptophyta, Magnoliopsida, Lamiales, Orobanchaceae.
AUGGAGAUUCCAUUAGUAUCCUCUGGUUUUCCACACACAACCAUUCCCCAAAGCUAUAUCCGGCCCGAGCCCGAUCUGCCCAAACUUUCCGAAGCCAAAGAUUACUAUAAUGCCCCUGUUAUCGACUUCGGCUGUGGUGAUACAAAACUCAUUGCCAAUCAAAUAGCUCAAGCUUGCCAGCAAAAUGGAUGUUUUCAGGUGAUAAAUCAUGGCGUGUCGAAAGAACUUAUGGAAAAAAUGGUGCAAGUGACCAGGGAAUUUUUCGACCUUCCCGUGGAGGAGAAGAUGAAGUUGUACUCUAACGACCCGUGUAAAACGACGAGGUUGAGCACAAGUUCUAAUUUUCUAAAGGAGAAAGUUCACAAUUGGAGGGAUUAUCUCAGGCUUCAUUGUUACCCUCUGGAUAAUUAUGUCAAGGAAUGGCCUAACAACCCCCCAUCUUUCAACCGUGAAGCCGCUGCCGGAGAGCCGCUACCGCUGCGGGAGAUUGGAAGGGUGCUGACGCCGAGAGGUGGAGGAGAGGAGAAUUCGGAUCUUAGGACGGGGAGGGAGUAUAUUUAUGAGAAGUUUGCGGGAGCCCAUACAGAUCCCAACACCCUAACCAUUCUGUUGCAAGAUGCGGAAGUAAUGGGCCACCAGCUGCUCAAGGAUGGGAAAUGGAUGACUGUGAAGCCCAUUCCAAAUGCAUUUGUGGUCAACAUUGGUGAUCAAUUGCAGGCUUUGAGCAACUCAAGAUACAAAAGCACUUGGCACAGAGCUGUGGUGAAUGCCCACAAGGCAAGAAUCUCAGUAGCUUCGUUUUUGUGCCCAUCAAACAGUGCUGUGAUCAAAGCUCCAAAGGAACUUACAGAAAAUGGGUCAGAGUAUUAUGACAAAUUUUGGGGCAGAAAUCUUGACCAAGGACACUGUUUGGAACUUUUCAAGAAUGUUAUAUAG